Messenger RNA from Cygnus atratus (black swan), 6304 nucleotides. RefSeq names its product RTF1 homolog, Paf1/RNA polymerase II complex component (gene RTF1). Gene Ontology annotation, molecular function: RNA polymerase II C-terminal domain phosphoserine binding; DNA binding. The record is from RefSeq and is a predicted model, not a curated record. Gene Ontology annotation, cellular component: Cdc73/Paf1 complex. NCBI's taxonomy places the organism in Eukaryota, Metazoa, Chordata, Aves, Anseriformes, Anatidae.
AUGCGCCGUGCCCUUUGUGUCCCGGGCGGGCGGGCGGCGCGGGGCAGGCCGGGCCGCUCGCAGCGCCGCGCCGCCGCCGCCGCCGCCGCCGUUGGCGGGGAGGGAGGGCGGGGUAGGGGGGCAGCCGGCUCCGCCAUGGUGAAGAAGCGGAAAGGCCGCGUCCUCAUCGACUCCGACACCGAGGACAGCGGCAGCGAGGAGAACCUGGACCAGGAGCUCUUGUCAUUGGCCAAACGGAAACGCAGUGACUCUGAAGAAAAGGAGCCACCUGUGAGCAAGCCUACAGCAUCUUCAGACUCUGAGACAUCAGACAGUGAUGAUGAGUGGACUGUUGGAGGUUCUAAAAACAAGAAAAAGGGAAAAGCGGGUAAAGCAGAGAAGAAAGGAGCCAUGAAGAAACAGACAAACAAAGCUGCCUCUUCAGGCAGCUCAGAUAAAGACAGCUCAGCUGAGAGCUCAGCACCUGAAGAGGGAGAGGUGUCUGACUCAGAAAGCAACAGCUCCUCAUCUAGCUCGGAUUCAGAUUCUUCAUCUGAAGAUGAGGAAUUCCAUGAUGGCUAUGGAGAAGAUCUUAUGGGAGAUGAAGAAGACCGGGCUCGAUUGGAACAAAUGACAGAAAAGGAGAGAGAGCAGGAACUGUUUAACCGGAUAGAGAAGAGAGAAGUGCUAAAGAGAAGGUUUGAAAUCAAGAAGAAACUAAAAACGGCAAAAAAGAAAGAAAAGAAAGAGAAAAAGAAAAAGCAAGAGGAAGAACAGGAGAAGAAAAAACUCACACAGAUACAAGAAUCCCAGGUCAUGUCACAUAACAAAGAGCGGCGAUCAAAGCGGGAUGAGAAACUAGACAAGAAGUCUCAGGCAAUGGAAGAGCUAAAAGCAGAAAGAGAGAAAAGGAAGAACAGAACAGCUGAAUUGCUUGCAAAAAAACAGCCAUUAAAAACUAGUGAAGUAUACUCUGAUGAUGAAGAGGAGGAAGAGGAUGACAAGUCUAGUGAGAAAAGUGAUCGGUCAUCCAGAUCCUCAUCCUCUGAUGAAGAGGAAGAGAAAGAAGAAAUUCCUCCUAAAUCCCAGCCAGUGUCCUUGCCUGAGGAACUGAACCGAGUACGGUUAUCGCGACACAAGCUGGAACGCUGGUGUCAUAUGCCCUUCUUUGCCAAGACAGUCACUGGUUGCUUUGUCCGUAUUGGUAUUGGAAAUCACAACAGCAAACCUGUUUAUCGGGUUGCUGAAAUAACUGGUGUGGUAGAGACUGCAAAGGUUUACCAACUUGGUGGUACCCGGACAAACAAAGGACUGCAGUUGCGGCAUGGCAGUGAUCAGCGUGUGUUUCGUUUGGAGUUUGUCUCAAAUCAGGAAUUUACUGAAAGUGAGUUCAUGAAGUGGAAGGAAGCGAUGUUCUCUGCUGGAAUGCAGCUACCCACACUAGAUGAGAUAAACAAGAAGGAAGUGUCCAUCAAAGAAGCCCUCAACUACAAGUUUAAUGACCAGGACAUUGAGGAGAUUGUGAAAGAGAAGGAAAGGUUCAGAAAAGCCCCUCCAAAUUAUGCUAUGAAGAAAACUCAGCUGUUAAAGGAGAAGGCCAUGGCUGAGGACUUGGGGGACCAAGAUAAGGCCAAACAGAUUCAAGAUCAGCUUAAUGAACUUGAGGAGAGAGCAGAAGCCCUGGAUCGUCAGCGAACAAAAAACAUUUCUGCAAUCAGUUACAUCAACCAGAGAAAUAGAGAGUGGAAUAUCGUUGAGUCUGAGAAGGCUCUCGUGGCUGAAAGUCACAGUAUGAAAAACCAACAAAUGGACCCCUUUACUAGGCGGCAGUGCAAGCCCACAAUAGUGUCUAAUUCCAGAGAUCCUGCUGUACAAGCUGCCAUCCUUGCACAGCUAAAUGCAAAAUAUGGAUCUGGUGUACUACCAGAUGCUCCAAAGGACAUGAGUAAGGGUCAAGGGAAGGAUAAAGAUGUGAACUCUAAAUCAGCCAGUGAUCUCUCGGAAGAUCUUUUCAAAGUACAUGACUUUGAUGUAAAGAUUGAUCUUCAAGUUCCCAGUUCUGAAUCUAAGGCACUGGCCAUCACCUCCAAGGCUCCACCAGCAAAAGAUGGUGCCCCUCGGAGAUCGUUGAAUUUGGAGGACUACAAAAAGAGGCGGGGGCUUAUUUGAGCGUGCCCACUCUGCUGCUUCUGAUCCUGCAUGCUCCAUGAUGAUGUCCUACCUUUUCUUCCUCCCUUUUCAGUUCUCCCUUCUGGGUUGGAGCAGCAAUGGAGCUGGGAAGAGACUCUUUAAAACUGCCAGUCAUCUGUAACAUAAACCAUUCAACUAUUUACUGUAUAGACCUCCCUUUUUGCCCUUUCCUCCUGCCCCCCUCACAAAUGUGGAUCUGUGCUAUUUGGGGUCUUCCCAUUUCUUUUAGUUUGAGUUUUUUUUUUUUGUUGAUGCAGCUCGUUGGUCUACUCUGUGUUCAGUAUUAGCCUGAGGUCUGGAUUUCCGUAGGAAUCUCUUGGUGGUCGCAGAAUCAGCACUUGGUGAUCUCCCCUUACAUACCACCACAGGCACAGUGAAUAAACAUUGGCGCAAGACCUUUGUGGCUGGAAGGUCAUCUGCACUUUCUUCCUCCUCUUCUUCCUCCUUCAUCCUAGCUUUGGAGAAGGGAAUCUUCAAAAACUGGCUUAGGUUCAAAGUGUAAAUUUUUUUGGGAGGGUUGUGUGACUUUUUUUCAGGUGUUUUUUAUCAUUUUUAAGCUGCAGUACUAUUUGUAUCCGUCUGUCACAGUUCUUUACGGCUGUUUUGAAUUUCUACCAGCUGUACUUGAGCAUCUGAAAUUGCAAGAAAGAAACUCAUUAAAUGUGAUUCUUCUUACUAAAACGGCUUGGUUGAUAUAGCUGUUUAACUUCAUGUUCCCUUUUUUAUUUUCACUUAACUGAUGAGAGAGAGGUACACAGCUCUUGAUGUGGGACUUGUCAUCUGUAGCACAUCUGGAGUCUCCAGCUUUAACUGAGUGGAGUAGCUCUUUCUGGGAUGCCCCUGGGGUGCUCAUUGGCUGGGCUUUAGUUUCUUCUCCAAGCCUCCAAUAUUACGUAUUUGUUAAGUCAUCGUGUCUUCACUGGGCUCUAGCUCACGUUUGUUUCUUGCUUUGUGAACCAUUUAAACCGGGCUUCUAUGAAACAAACAAACAAAAAUUUUUUUAAAUAAAAUCACUUUGUGUGAAAGGGGAAGGACACAGUAGAAAGGUCAGUGGGUAAUGUAUGAGAGGUAGCUGAUGUGCGUUUUUCAUAUAUAAACUGGUACAAGUGGAGUGCAACACUAGCACAAGAAUUGUAUGGCUUUAUGAAAUAUUUGACUGGACACAAGGUGACAGCUCAAUUAUCACUCAGGUGUUUUAAAAAAAAUAAAAAAAAAAAUCAAAGUGUAAAUAUAAGUGACAUUUAAAAAGAGCUUUUCCAAACAAGAUACAACUGAAUAUAUGGAGCUAAGAACUAAAUUAAAAGAGAAUUAGAAGUCUAGAAGGUAGAGGCCCUCGUUCAGGUAAGCGUGCAAGCACGUGUUUGUUCCUACUCAGGCCAGUACGAAUAUGCUAACUUAAGCACUGAGCUGGAUAGGAAUGUUUCUGGGGGACCCCGAAGAGGGAAAAUGCUGAUGCUCUUUUUGUGUCAGAGCAUUACUAUUUUUCUGAAAUCAUACACUGGUUAUGUCUGAACCUGUGUUUGAUACUUUCUUGUUGGAUUCUUAAUGAAACUUUAAUCUAGUUCUUAUUUAACUUUCUCUUAUUCCUUUUUUAACAGUAGCUUUAAAGAAACAUCAUGUAAUUGUGUGCAGAUUGAUACUAUGAACUGUGUAUAAAAAGAAAAUCAACCUAUGAAGCAGCUAUAAUCUACCAUGUAAACAAAUUAGGGAUACUUCAGUACUUAUUUACUGAAUAGUCCAUAAUUCUAGGACACAUGGAUUAUUCUGUAAAUAUGUAAUCAUAGACUGCUUUAUUUGAUGGCCUUUUUUAGCAGCUUCUCUGGAGUUGUUGUAGGCUCUCACGUAUAUGUACUUUUAACUUUUUUAAGAGUGGAUUUAUGGAAUCCAUGGAAUACCGUGAUAACUUCAUAGGAGACAUCGUGAUUCACUGUGUAGAUAUGCAUUUGACAUGAUUUUGUUUUCUCAACAACUUCAAUGAUGUUAAAGAUUUGUAAUAAAAAAAAAUCAAAACUUAUUUUGCAAUAGCCAGUUUUCAAAAUAAUCACUCUCCAAUGCUUUGCAGAAAUAAUGGCAAAAUCAAGCAACUCAGAAGUUGAUUUUCCCAUGGCAAUGCCUCAGAGCUCUGGGGUGCAGUGAACAGUGGUCUCUGAAGGUAACGUUAACUCAGAUUCAGUAUUUUGAAUACGCUUGCCCUUGAUGCAUUGGUAUUAGUGAACUUCUACAUUUGGUAACACUCAAGUAGUCUGUACUGCAGUCAAAAAUAUCAAUGAGACCUGACCUGUACAGUGUUGCAAGAAACUUUUAGUGGAGACAAAACAGGAGAUGUAGGGAGUUAAGAAUGCGGAAAUGAAUGAUGGGCUAUGUCCUGUUUAUCUGCAACUAUCAAACUGCCACUUACCCUCUCAAAGUCUCUAGAUGCUGCUGAAAUGCUGUUUUUGAGAGAAGCAACAGUCAGUAAAGUAUUGUGCAACUCUCUUAUAUUGAGGAUAAUACAUCAAGAAAGUACUCCGAAUAGUUACGGAACUGUGUAUGAAAGCUGUAAUCUUUUUUCCUUUAAGUGCAUGUAAAGGUGAGUGACUACACCUCCCGCUCAUUAGGGAGAGAUUUGUUUGCUUUGUUUCAUUGGUGUCCUAGCAUAGUUCAUUACAAUUGUACAGACUUCUAUAAAUAAACUUGGUUUGUUGGUUUAAUAAGGUUGAUUAUGUUUAUCCCUUGUAUCUGAGGUGCUAAGAGUUUCCUGUUUGUGGAAGUUUGAUUUUUUCAGAAGCUAACACUUCACUGGAAAUUUAAGAAAUAAAAUGCUAACACCGUAAAAUAACUAAUGAAAAAUAAGGCCUUUCUUUUGCAAGAGGGGCUGUUUACUCCUGGAUCACUCUCUGAUGACCAGAGUUGCUCCUUACCACUAGAAUCAAAUGGAGCCUGUUGGAAGGUCAGUUCUCUUGCAUUUAUGCUGCAUCUUGUUAAAUAUACAAACUUUGCUUGUCUUGUAGAAAUCCAAGCUAUUUUUGUAAUCAAAGCUGCUAAAGCAUGUAACUGAGCUUAGAAAAGCUACUGAUUGAGAUGGAGUGAGACUGUACUUGGGACUGUAACUGAGACUUGAUUAGCUAAGCGUUCCUUUGAUGUACUUGAACAAAAUGCAUUUUGAAGUUUUCCUCCUUGUGAGCUUUUUUAAAACGAGUAUGCUUUUAAGGUGCCAUGCCAGGUCACAGAUUUUAAAGGAAUCUUAGCAUAAACAGUCUUGCGGGUGGGUUGUCAAUUUUUAACUGGCUUUGGGAGGGAUAGUCACUCAAAGGAAAAUAUGGGAUGUGCUCUUAUCCCUCAAAGGAAAAGGAAUUAAAUUUCUGUGAGAAGAAACUGCUUUAGCAGAAGGUGAGAACUGAAAAUUAGGGGCUUACAGAAUACCUCAUUAGUUUUACGUACUGGGGAAUAAACAGACAUGUAGAAGUCAUCUUGGAUUUUGGCUUUUUGCCUUUUGGUUUAUUGGUAAGCCUCUGUCAGCUUGUUCUACAGAGAACAAGGGUGGAUAGGGUAUUUAAGUUACAUUGCAGGUGUAGUUUUAACAGCUGGCAAGGUUACUUGUUUCAGAUAAGGUUAAUAAAUACAACCUAAUGCUAAGUAAUGUACACAGAAGCAAAGAAUACAGGUUAUUUUCUGUCAUGAGGCUGUAGUCAUAUAAUGACCAGAAUAUGAGAGGUCUGCCUUUGCAGACAAUAUAAAUAAGAUCAUUGUGACUUGUUCUAUGGUGCAAGUUGCAGGAAAGAAAUCCUAAGACGUUAACUUAAGAGUGCAGGAGGGAGAGGGGGGAUUUCAACAGUUGUAAAACAUGCCCCAAAAUCAAACAGAUAAAGCUUUAUCUGAAAUCCCUGAUUAUUGUGACUUUGUGUUUUAUGAAAGGACUGUUACUGAAUCAUUUGUUUGCUCUCCUUCAUGACUGCGGAUAAACGUGUAAUUGCCGUAUGCCCCAAAUGGGGACAAAAGUGUAUUGAACUCAAGUGCAACAGCAUAAAUAUCAACUUCUUCAUCCCUUCUUUGUAAUUCUUCUUGGUGGCAGGUCUGCCAACAGGUAAUUCACUAGCAUUAUUUAUCAAAGUGAAAUUACUGUGUAAAAAUAAUAAUAAAAAAAAAAUCAGCUCCU